AUGGGGGUGCAGGUUGGUAAGUAGGCACCAGUCUUUGUUUGGUAGCAACGGUGGUGAAACUGGUACCUGUGUGCUGCGUGAGCAUGAGCUGGUAGGUAGCUAUGGUUUUUAAGGUUGGGGUAGCAUAUUUGGUGUUUGUUGGCGGAACUACUAAAGGGAGUUGUUUGAGAAAUGUGAUAGUCCAAGAUGUAUGGAAGGAUAUUCUGGGGUGUAACAAGUUGUACACUACUAUAAUGAAAUUUCAUCUGCUGUAUGUUGGAUCAUCAUAUGUCUCAUUGGGUCAUAAGAAGUCAAUGCUACCUCGCGUGGUGAUAUCUGGGGGUAAAAAGAAAAAUAAGAUGCAGGAAAUUAAAGCCGUCAUGACAGCCAGCCCAUCGAGAAACGCCCCCAGGCAGAACCCAAAACCAAACAUGAACUACGCCAAAACAUGAUCCGGAAAUUCCGGUUUCCUCCAGGCACAUACAGCCCCACGGAAGAUGGGAAGAGAAAAUAGAAAAAUCCCUCCUUAACCCCUUUUAUCGUCGACCAGCAGCCAGCAACAUUAAUUGAUGAAAGCUCAGAACGCCGCAACCCGUCUUCCUGGUUGUUUAUUGUAUGAGAAAGAUGCAUGAGAAAUUGAUGGCUAGGAAAUCAAGUGCAUUA
Messenger RNA from Aspergillus piperis CBS 112811, 642 nucleotides. RefSeq lists its product as uncharacterized. The transcript has a single exon. Bases 102 to 431 code for a protein of 109 amino acids. Lineage: Eukaryota; Fungi; Ascomycota; Eurotiomycetes; Eurotiales; Aspergillaceae. The record is from RefSeq and is a predicted model, not a curated record.